AUGGUGUCAGAAGUUCAACCAUUUUGUUACAAACUAUUGGCAGACGCUCUCCAAAUAUUUUACUCGUUUAAUACUGAAAUAGAUAAGAUCACCUACAUAUAUCUACUCGCACUCUACUACCUAUUUGAAGACUAUUUUACGCCGCGUGUGAAUAUCUCUGUCGAAAGGCAUAAGCUGUUCAAUAGAAAACAAGGUCCAGAUGAAGAAAUUGAGACAUAUGCCACUGAUCUCAAGAAUCUAAGCAUCCAAUGCAAUUUCGAAGGUCUUGCCGAUGAUAUAGUAAAGGACAUAUUCUCAUGGAACCUAAAUUCAUCUUGCUCAUACAUCAGAGAACGUAUCCUGAUCGAGAAACCAUCUUCGUUUGAUGCAGCCGUCAGUCUAGCUAAAACGCUAAGAAAUACAAGGUUAGAGGCUAAAGCCUUAUCAAGCCAUGAAGUAAGUGUCGUCAGUCGUCAAUCACGUCACAGUCGCCUAACAAAACGUGAUCAAGAGAGUCAUAGGCAAAGAAGUCAUAAUCGUCAAAGAAGUCAUAGCCGUCAAGAAAGUCUUAGUCGUCACUCAAGUGAAGCAUCGUCCAGUCAAGAACAUCAGUCUAAACAGUCAUCCAAGAACUGCUCCAGAUGUGGUCAAGUUCACUGUACAAAAUGUCCAGCCAUGGGAGUCAUCUGUAACAACUGCCACAAGCCGAACCACUUUGCCAAGUGUUGCCGCAGCACACAUGUGAGAUUCAUAGAAGAAAAAAGUAUGGGUAAUCCCAUUGAUACUUAUUUUCUAAAUAGUCUUUUCACUAAUGAGAUUUCUGUCAGCCAAAGAAACCCUUAUCAUAUAACUUUGUCCAUAAAUAGUAAGAAUGUAGACUUUUUACUUGACACAGGUGCUGACACUAACAUUUUAUCAUUUAACUCUUACAAAAAACUUAAUUUGUCAUUGAGUAGUUUAAAGAAAAGUAAUCACAAACUUUCAACCUUUAGCGGUGAAGUAUUACCUACAGUAGGUCAAUGCAUUCUGUCUGUCACACAUAACAACAAAGUAUACAAUGUCAAUUUCCACAUUAUAGAUAUACCUUGUAGAAAUAUUAUUGGUCGCAACAGUUGUGAGAAUUUAAAAUUAGUCAAAAGAGUCCAUAAUGUCCAAUUUCAUGAGUCUGUCAAUGUAUCACAGCUUGUUGAAUAUAAAGAUCUCUUCUCAGGAAUAGGUUGUCUUAAAGAUUACGAAUGUCAUUUGUCAAUGAAGCCUGAUGCUGUACCAUCUAUAGAUGUCCAUUCAGUCUCUUAGAACAAUUAAAAGAAGAAUAAGCCAUGUUAGAAAAAGAUCAAAUUAUAACCAAAGUCGAGGAACCUACUAAAUGGGUUAGCUCAAUUGUAAUUGCCUCAAAAAAGAAUGGUAAACUACGCCUGUGCAUUGAUCCAAGAAAACUUAAUAAAGCCAUUGUGCGUCCUCAUUAUCAAUUUCCAACUAUUGAUGAAAUUAAAUCCAGCCUCUCUGGUACGCAAACAAAGGUUUUUAUAUGCUUAAAUUAGAUGAAGCUUCUUCAAAGCUAUGUACAUUCAUCACACCUCAAGGUAGAUAUAGAUUCCUAAGACUACCCUUCGGGAUAAAUGCAGCUCCAGAACUGUUUCAUUCCAUCAUGACAAACAGAUUCAGUGACAUUUCAGGAGUCCAAAUUAUGAUGGACGAUUUCCUAAUUUAUGGUCAAACAAAAGAAGAACAUGAUUUUAGAUUAAAACAAGUCUUAGAUAGAGCUAGGGAGUUAGGAAUAAAAUUUAAUAAAGAAAAGUCUAAUAUAUCUAAAAGUAAAGGCAAGUACUUAAGACACAUCUUUUCUAAAGAUGGUGUGAAAGUUGAUGAAAACAAAGUCAAAGCCAUUUGCAGUAUGCCACCCCCUACAAAUGUCACAGAAUUACAAAGAUUUUUAGGUAUGGUAACAUACUUAGGCUCAUACAUAGAGAAUCUGUCAGAAAAAACUUCUAAUUUAAGAAUGCUUUUGUCUAAAGAAAAUGAAUGGUCUUGGCAAGAGAGACAUAACAUAGAAUUUAAUGUAUUAAAAGAGACUAUAACUAAAGCCCCUGUCUUGACAUAUUAUGAUCAAAAUAAACCUUUUACACUGUCAGUUGAUUCGUCUAAAGAUGCCAUGGGUGCAGUGAUUUGCCAUGAUAAACACCCCAUUGCAUAUGCUUCAGCUUCAUUAAGCUCAUGUCAACAGUCAUACUCUCAGAUUGAGAAAGAGCUAUUAGCAAUCCUAUUUGGUUGUACAAAGUUUCACCAAUAUGUCUAUGGUCGCCACACUUUGGUUGAAACAGACCUCAAACCAAUAGUAUCUAUAAAAAACCAAUUUACAACAUUCCACCCCGUCUUCAAAGAAUAAUGCUGAGAUUACAACCAUAUGACCUCAAUGUAACUUACAAACCAGGUAAAUAUCUUUAUGUAGCUGAUACUCUGUCCAGAGCAGCUUUACCAGAACAGUCAUUACAUGAUCUUGAUUCUGACCUAGAUUUACAUGUCAAUUUAGUCAUUAGAUCACUGUCAGUUAGUCCAAAUAAACUUAAAUCUAUUCAAGAACUAACUUCCCAAGACAAGGAAUUGUCACUCUUAAGUAAAUGUUGCAUAGAAGGUUGGCCUGAACAUAAAAAAUUACUUCCAGACAUCCUUAGGUCUUAUUUUCCUUUAAAUGGCAUUAUUAAUGGCAUUGUCUUCAAAAACAACAGUGUCAUUAUACCAGUAGCCGUAACCGUAACCGUUGUCUUCCCUAAACAUUGGUGAUAAAAUAUACUUCAAGAAACAGCCAGACAGUAUUUGGACACCUGGUACUGUUUCUGACAUAGGUCCACAGCCUAGAUCAUAUAUAGUAUAUGAUGUCUCCCCGGAAGGUACUUUUCGUCGUAAUCGCCAACACAUCCUACAACCAAAACUUUCACCCUCUGAGUCCCCUCCUAGUAGUAGUUCACUUCCAUCCCCGUCAGUUCCACAAGAUACUGAUCCAACGUCCCCUUCCAAUGUAUCGCCGUCUUCUCCAUCGAAUUAUCAAUCCCCUGGUAGAAAUAAUCCUGUCCAAGAAUCUAAAACAAACACAUCACAUACACCAAAUACACGUACUCACCACACAACUUAUUCUUCAUUCGGCAGAGCUAUCAUAAAGGCCCGAAGAUUUUGGUAAUUAGUCUAGAAUCUAGAUUAAGUUCAUAAUUUGUACUUAGUUUGUAAAUGUAUUGUUUAAUGUCUUUAACCUAAUUUUGUUUUGUGUAGCUGUCAAAACACAGUUAUGUCAAUUUAGUAGACGUCAAUGUGAGAACUGUCAAAAUUGAAAAUGUCAGUCAAGUCAAUGUUCCGUACCAUUAUUUCAGUCUAAUAGUAUGUAAGAAUUUUGUCAAUGUAAAAAAAAACAAAAGUGUAUACUUACGUACGUACUAUGUUCCACUUCAUGCCAUGUUUUCUUUUCUUAAUAAGGGAGAUGUUACGUAUCUAUGAUUUAAUAUUAUCUAUGGGUUUCCGUUUCCUGUAGUAUGUCUCGGACCGCCUGUCAUGGCUGAAUAUAUGUUUAUGAAUAACA
Molecule: messenger RNA, 3547 nt
Organism: Pieris napi
Lineage: Eukaryota; Metazoa; Arthropoda; Insecta; Lepidoptera; Pieridae
Exons: 2
Coding region: 1-1275 (424 amino acids)
Biological process (GO): proteolysis
Molecular function (GO): aspartic-type endopeptidase activity
Source: RefSeq, a predicted model, not a curated record